Molecule: messenger RNA, 1806 nt
Organism: Lodderomyces pseudojiufengensis
Lineage: Eukaryota; Fungi; Ascomycota; Pichiomycetes; Serinales; Debaryomycetaceae
Gene: ALG5
Product: dolichyl-phosphate beta-glucosyltransferase
Exons: 2
Coding region: 1-1806 (601 amino acids)
Cellular component (GO): endoplasmic reticulum membrane
Molecular function (GO): polynucleotide 5'-phosphatase activity
Source: RefSeq, a predicted model, not a curated record
AUGGAUGAGCUGUUGGUAAAAGAAAUUUGUGAAUGGUUAAUUCGUACUACGAAAAAUUUUUCAGACGAUGAAUUUGAAAAGUUUGGAAUCAACAUAAAAUUUGGUCAAAUCUUGAGUAAGACAAAUGGAUUUAGAAUCAAGAGUGAUAAAUCAGGUAUCAUUUCGAAUAAAAAACUGGUUAGAUUUGAAUUCAAAGUGUUUAAACCUAACUGGGAAAAAAUUAAGAAAUUUUUAACUGAACAAUGCGAUCAAGAAAACACUGCAAAUUGGCAAACACAUGAAGUGGGUGACUUUCUUAGAAUAGACUCUACGUAUCGUAUUGGGGGCAAAAAUAUAGUACUUUCAAAUGAAAAUAGAGUAUACAAAGCUUUAAAAACUAAAAAAAGAGAUCCAAUGACAUAUAUUCAUUUACCUCACUUGAAUUAUGAUCUCAAAGUAACAAUCACCAGGUCAAUUUCAGCUCCGAUUCCACUUGAAGAGUUUGACAAAAUAGCAAAGGACAAUCCUUUAGUUUUUCGAAGAAUUAGAAGUAAAUACAAAUGGACACAUAGUUCCAAUUCAACUGAUUAUAUAUUGAAUAAAGUUCAUCAAGGUAGAUCAGAAAAUGUUGAUAAGUAUGGUCAUUUUAAAAACAAAAGACAUGACAAUUUUGAAGUUAAAAUGAAGUGUCACGAUGAAAGAAUUCCAAAUUCAUUGAAACAACUUCAUCAAAAGCAUAUAAAUUCAAAUUUGGAAUUAUUUGAUGCAUUUAAUACAUUUCUUGAUCAAGCUUAUGUUCUCAAUGACAAUCAACACAACACAUCAUCAACCAAAUGUAUUAAUAAAACUACAAUGUAUUUGUAUAUAUCGGUAAUAGCGUUGGUGCUAUUGCUAGCAGUAUAUGCUGUUAUUAUCUUAUUUUCUCAUACACCAAGAUUACCAAUAGAAGGUGAAUCAACAUACAAGACAAACGAUAAUCUUAACAAAUCAUAUCCAUUACCACCAAGAUCAACGUCGAAAGACCCAAUUGUAAAUCCAAAAUAUGAAUUAUCAAUUAUUAUACCGUGUUAUAAUGAGACUAAAAGAUUAGGUAAAAUGUUGGACGAAUCAAUUGAAUAUCUUGAAAAACAUUAUAAUGGUAAAUAUGAAAUUAUAAUUGUUGAUGAUGGAUCAUCCGAUGGAACAAGUGAAUAUGCUAUUAAAUUAGCAAAUCAACAUAAACUUACUCCUCACAUUAUGAAAGUUAUACAAUUGGCCAAAAAUCGAGGCAAAGGUGGAGCUGUUACUCAUGGUCUUUUACAUUCUCAAGGUAAAUACUCAUUAUUUGCUGAUGCAGAUGGAGCAACUCAAUUUUCAGAUAUAUCAAAACUACUAGAAUUUUUAAAUUCCGUGGAUCUAAACCAACCUGCAGUUGCAAUUGGAUCAAGAGCUCAUAUGGUUAAUACAGAUGCAGUUGUUAAAAGAUCAUUAAUACGAAAUUUCCUUAUGUAUGGAUUACAUACAUUAGUUUAUAUAUUUGGUAUAAGAAAAAUUCAAGAUACUCAAUGUGGUUUUAAAAUGUUUAAUUCAAAAGCAAUUCAAGGUAUUUUUCCUCAUAUGCAUACAGAAAGAUGGAUAUUUGAUGUUGAAGUUUUAUUACUUGGUGAAUUACAAAAUAUGAAAAUGAAAGAAGUUGCAGUAAAUUGGCAAGAAAUUGAUGGUUCAAAAAUUGAUAUUGCAAGAGAUUCAAUUGAAAUGGCUAUUGAUUUAGUUGUUACUAGGUUAGCUUAUUUAUCUGGAAUUUAUAAAUUGGAUGAAUGUGGAAGAGCAAAUAAAAAAAAUGUAUGA